Messenger RNA from Nerophis lumbriciformis (worm pipefish), 1891 nucleotides. It is a transcript of the gene cited1, whose product is annotated as Cbp/p300-interacting transactivator, with Glu/Asp-rich carboxy-terminal domain, 1. Gene Ontology annotation, biological process: regulation of DNA-templated transcription. Gene Ontology annotation, molecular function: transcription coactivator activity. Gene Ontology annotation, cellular component: nucleus. The record is from RefSeq and is a predicted model, not a curated record. Lineage: Eukaryota; Metazoa; Chordata; Actinopteri; Syngnathiformes; Syngnathidae.
GACUAGAGCGCGCCUCUUGAGCACUCCUAUUCAGGACUGAGCUCAGUAUUGAGUGUGUGAGAGUGUGUGGCGGUCCGGUCAAAUAUUUAUGCACUCUAGCUGCUGGAUCUUCAGUCGCAGUUUCUUUUGCACGCAGGUUCUGGCCUGACCCGGGGAUGACCUCGCUGCUGUUCCCCGGCAACGCCCACACUGCGAUGAAGGACCUUUCCAAUUCCUCCUCUCCUCUCAACUUCCACUACCCUUCCUCAAAAACUUCCAUCGGGCCUUUCUCCCCGUCGUCUGGUGCCUCCUCUCCCGUGUCCCCCCUCGCGGCGGCCCCCAAGUCCCAGCCUUUCUGCCUCCAGACGGGGCCGCACCUCAUUGCCAGCAUGCAGCUGCAGAAGCUCAACUCACACUACCAGAACCUGGCCGGGUCGUCGGCAGGACACCUGACGACUGGUGGCGUUCAAAGGGGCUUCGGCGCAUCGCCUUUGGGCACUGGAAACCAGAUGCUGGGGCCUUCUGGUGGAGGGGGGAUGGGUGCCGGCAUCAGCAUGGGGAUGCAGAGCUCUGGUCCGAGUGGAGUCAUUGAUUUUGACCUGGUAGAUGAGGAGGUUCUCAUGUCCUUGGUGGUGGAGUUCGGACUAGACCGAGCUAAUGAGCUACCUGAACUCUGGCUGGGCCAAAACGAGUUUGACUUCAUGUCAGAUGUGCAGGCCGGCUGCUGACCCAGCACACCAAAAGAGGUUCAUUUCGGUCCACACUGUCAAAGACACCAUUCAGAAACUUUUAUUUUAAAAAAAACCUUGAAGGCCUUUGUUCUCUUUAAUCAAACGAGUGCAUUUUUCUUGAUGAAACCGACCAUCCAACAAGAUGAGUGCCUCUUUUAUUUUGAAGGAAAAGAAGCAUGCGAUGAGGAGACACAAGGGGCCAUUGCUGUCUCCUAUUUCCUUUCCAUGGCGUAGGCUUAAUGAAAACAAGCUGACGGAUUGACACACAAAGACACACCUGUUGGCCCAUCGAGCCUCGGAGCGCUGCGGCAACAUGAAAGUGCGAUGCGUGACUUUAUUAUAGGAGACGGACGGGAUGACCAACAGUACGCUUCCUGUUUUCCCAAUAGACAAUAUUCCCCUGUGCUCUCACGGGAAAGAGCCUCCUCUUUCUCUCUCUCACACAAGGAAAGUAAUUGUCUGAGACGUGGUUAUCUGUGGGCACUCCUCUUUUUCUGUUUCUUGUUUGAAUUCAGCUCAAGCAGAACAUAGAACAUGUUAUUUAAGACAUUAGCCGAUAUCCAUCUGGACUUUAGGACAACGAGGGUUUCUGUGUACGUAAUGAAUUAGAUUGAGGGGGUCAUCAAGGUUUUUUCCCUGCACCAAAGUGGCCUCGAUGUUUGCUAUGUUGUUUUGCAUUGCUGCCUUAAUCUCAGCUGGGAGAAUGUUAUUUCUGCUGUGUAACCUCCAAAUCCCCCCUCCCUUUGCUCCUCCGCAGAGAGUUUUGGAGUUUGCUUUGUUGGAAGGCCUUCAUUUCCCCUUCUUUGCCUUCGCCGCCCCCCGCAGAGGCCUUCAGAACCAAAAUAUGCAAUGAACUGGACUCGUAGUACAAAACACAUGUAUAGUAUCAUCACACGCACACACGUAUAGUAUCAUCACACAGAUGUGGGGGCAGAGCAGUGACAAUGUUCAGCCAGGUCUGCUAAUGAAUCACUUGUUUAACCAAAGUACUUGUGCAUUUUACCUUUGGACAUGCACAUCAGACCUUAUUUUUUUGGUUGGUCUGUCAAUUGUUACCUGUCUUUUGUUUUAUCUGGGUGUUCUAUGAAUGACGAUUUUGAAAAUGCACUUUUGCUCACUGUCUCCUCAUCUGAGAAUGAUUUUGAUCACAAUGAAGAAUGCGAAAUAAAGCUGAACAAACA